This is a messenger RNA of Corticium candelabrum, 4921 nucleotides long. Its product is annotated as tetratricopeptide repeat protein 37-like. Gene Ontology annotation, molecular function: protein binding. Lineage: Eukaryota; Metazoa; Porifera; Homoscleromorpha; Homosclerophorida; Plakinidae. The transcript is spliced from 44 exons. Bases 297 to 4763 code for a protein of 1488 amino acids. Gene Ontology annotation, cellular component: Ski complex. The record is from RefSeq and is a predicted model, not a curated record.
CAAGUGCCGGCGUGAAAGAGGUAAAGGCGGCUUUGAAAGCAGCGCGAGACGCAAUUCGACAAAGCGAGUGGAAGGAAGCGUUGAGGCAUUGCAAGGUAGUUCUGAAAUUGGACAAAGCAAACUAUAAUGCUUGGCUUUUUGUCGGAAAAUGUGCUGGUGAAUUAGAGGAGACAGAUCAAGCAAUUACAGCUUUUCGAAAGGCAACAGAAUUGAACGGAGAACAGACAGCAGCGUGGCAGGGUUUGGCUGCAUUGUUCGAAAAACACUCGGAGAAUGACGCUUUUCAAACAGAAUUGAUGGGUGUGUAUGAAAAGUUGCAUUUGCUUUAUGAGAGUGUUGAUGCUGAAAAAUGCAGAAGCAUUGGGCUGAAGAUUGGAACGCUUCUUAAGAAGCAGGGCAAUCUUUUGCAAGCAUCUCUUCAGUUGUUGAGUAAUGCUGGCAAUGGAGAAGAUCGUUUGUCAAUAUUAGAAGAUGCAGUGUUGACACUAAACCAAUUAAAGCAGUUGGAUGAAAAGACUGAGGAUAAGCUAGAAGACACUUUAGUGGAGUUGUGUGGCUCUGAAAGUGGAGACAGGAUGAAACACAGACAUUUAUGUGAACUUUACAGUGAUCGUCUAAUGAGAAGAUGCAAGUCUGCAGAAGUGGCCAGUUAUCAGUCAUUGAAACCAAUCAUUGCACGUCUAAGGCAUCAUUGUGUUAAUGUAUUGCAGCAUUAUGUCGAUUGUGUUUAUUGUAUGAAAGUCUUGUGUGAGCUUGAAAUGAAUGAGAAUAUUUGUACGGUUGACCUGCGCUUUGAAUGCCUUUGUUUGCUUCAAUGUCAACGAAAUAUAUUUGUAGGUGUAAGUUCUCUUCCUGACUCUGUGGAGUCUCUUUAUCAUCAACUGUAUGAAUUGUCACCAAAUAGCUGCACAUCUCUUGCUUCUAAGGGACAUGAGGCUUUGCUUAGUAGACAGCUGCUACAAGCUAAAGAUUUUCUUGUCAAAGCCGCUUCAUCUGGCAGUGUGAUUAUUGAGGGUUUUCUUCUUCUCUCUUGGUGCUAUUUAUUGCUUCAUGAUUACAGCUCAGCUCUUAAAGUAGCUAACAAAGGAAUCAAGUUAUGCUCUUGCUCCCUCUUUUACAAAACUGUUUUACAAGAAUUGCACAAAUGUGCACUCAAGUGCUACUUAAAGAAAGGCUGCUCAGCACCAGCAAGACGUUUGUUAGAUGAAGGUCUGAAUGAACAAUUGGAUGGUGCAAUUGUUACAGUGUUUCAAGCAAAGUGUUGCUUGUUGGAUGGUGAGAUGGACAAGGCACAGCAGAUGUGUGAAGAACAUUUGUCAACUGAUGAGUCUUGCCACGAGAUGUGGGCCUGUUUAGGAGAAGUACAGUUUGAGUGUGGACAUUUUCAGGCUGCUGUGACAAGUUUGACAAAGGCAGUGAACAUCUGCGUGGAUUGCGGUGACUAUCACCUCUUGUUGGGAAAAGUUUUGUGGAAGAUGGGAGGAGAGGCAACGAGAGACAGAUCAAACUGCUUUGCUCACUUUUUGAAGGCUGCUAAACUGGAUCCUUUCAGUUCAGAGUCAUUUAUGUACUUGGGACACUACUAUCAAACUGUUCUUCAAGAUUACAGCAAAUGUCGACGGUGCUAUCAGAAAGCAAUUGAUCUUAAUCCAUCUCUCUCUGAAGCUGGUGUCGCAUUUAGUGAUGUGUGUUUAGCAAUGGGAGAUGACAGUGCUGCAUUUGCUCUGUAUCAACAAGUUACUACAAAUGCCUCUAUGGAAGAUGCCAAGUGGGCAUGGCUUCGUCUAGGUUUGUCUCAGUUAGACAGAGGUGAAAUUGGUGAAGCAAUUAGCAGUUUCCGGACUGUUGUCAAAGCUGAUCCCGAAGACAGGCAAGGCUGGGAAUGUCUAGGGGAUGCCUACCUUCAACGUGGUGGAUACAUUGCUGCUCUAAAAGCUUUUACUCGGGCUGCUCAGUUGGAUGAGACUUCUGUUUACUGUGUCUACAGGAUUGCUGCCAUUAAGCAAGCCGUUGGAUUGUUAAAUAAUGCUGUAGAUGAGUAUGAAAUAAUCUUGAAACAGAAUUCCAAUUAUGUACCAGCUCUGAAAGGUGCAGCAGAAAGUUUAUUGACUGAGGCCAGGAACUUAUUGAAAAAGGGUUUUAGUGGUCGAGCAGUUGAUUGUGUGUCUAACUCUUUGCAAUAUUUGGGAAGGGCUGUUGCUGUUCAACCAGGAUUUGUUUGUUUGUGGAAGUUGAUUGGUGAUUGCUGUAUGUCUCUUCAGUCUGUUGCAGCAGAGAGAAUAAGCAUUGUACUUCCCAAAGUUUUACGUUCUGACAACUCAUGUGAGAAAGCAACUUCAAUCAAAGAAGAGAUUUUAAACCUUUCUACCAGAGCAUACGGUCAAGCUCUUCGUCUGGCUCCAACUUCACCUAGCAUAUGGCAUGACCUUGCUAUCAGCUUUAUUGCUUUAUCAAAGUGCACAAGUGACAGUGGCAGAGAAGACUUUGUUAUGAAGGCCAUAGAAUCAUUGAAAAAGGCUGUGAGUUUGAGCAGUAACAACUAUUAUUAUUGGAAUGCACUGGGAGUUGUAUGUUGUUUAUCAGGUGUAUGUGACACUGCAUUGGCUCAACAUUGCUUUGUCAGAUCUUUGCAACUGAACUCUGCCAAUGCCACUACAUGGAGCAACCUUGGGACAUUGUAUCUUACAAAAGGAAGGAAAGAUCUUGCUCAUGAGGCUUUCAAAAAUGCCCAGUCAGCUAGUCCAGAGAGUGUGUAUGCAUGGAUUGGGCAGGCUUUGAUUGCUGAAAGUCUUGGUGAUGAUGAAGCUCCUGACUUGUUCAGGCAUUCAACAGAACUCGCUAUUCAUUCUGAGGGAAUGAAAGGGUUUGCAUACUGGGUUUGUUCGAAUAUUUCUGGGGAAAUGUGGAAAGAUGAAUUGGGUUAUGGUUUUAUGCAAUUUGAUGACAACACAAACAGACUCGUGUUGAAGGCUUCUGAUUGUCUGGCAAAAUAUACAGAUUUUAUACGAGAUGACCCUUGUAUAUACACUCUUUAUGGUUUGCUACUUGAACUACAGGGUUUGUGGUAUGAAGCUGAACAAGCACAUUGCAGAGCUUUGAAUUUAAUAACUCAAUCAGGUGACAUGCACAACGUGAGCAUAGUUAGGAACAACUAUGCUCGAGUUUUGAGUUGUCUUGGUCGUCAUGUAGAGAGUGUGGCACUGUUUAUGGCAUCAAGUCAGCUUACUGAUUUCCAUGAUCUUUGUCUACUUGGACUGGCAUUAUAUAAGUCUAAUCGAUUGACAGACAGUUAUCAAGUGUAUGAACAGUGCAUUGAAGUGUCACCAACUGCAGCUCAUAAGUCGUGUGUUUAUGCUUCGCUUGGCAUGGUGGCAUAUGCUCUUAUGCAGCCAACAAAGUCAAAAGCUUUCUUCUUUAAGAGCUCUCAGACUGUUCCUCCUUCUCCGCAUGGAAUCAUGGCUCUUUGUGCUUUGGGGCUUGUCACUAGUGAUGCAACUUUGGCAUUUGCUGCUGUGACUGAACUUCUAAAGUUGGAGGACUCUGCUAAUGAUGCUUUGAUAUGCGACAUUGUUUCCAUGUAUACGCAAGUUUACUUGUUUGAGGGUCAGAUCACAAAAGCCAAGAUGUAUUUAGUCAGAGCGAUCCACAAGUAUCCAGCCAAAGCAGAUCUUUGGAAGCAAUUGGCAGAGUUUCUCAUUCAGUACAAGCCAGAGUAUUCACAGGUUGCUAGUACGUGUGCUCAGGCUUCAUGGAAAUUGAGUUGUCAAGUGUCAGUGACUGUUCCUAUGUUGAUGGCUGCUGGAGCAGUAGCCUGUGGUAAUCGAUUGACCUCUUUGUUAUCAUGGGAUAUUGCUGCUUUCAGAGCUGCCCAGAAAGCUGUUCAUGCUGUUCCGUUUAAUGUCCAAUCAUGGGCGAUUGCUGCAGCAUCAAGUCUCUCUAGUUGUUUAGCAUCACAGUCAGUGUCAUCUAUCAAGUAUGGAUCACAGUCUGUUAGAUUGGCACAGAUGCUGUUAGCAAAGGUGGAAUUGGACUGCAAAGAAUUAGAAAAGAGUGUUGCUUGCGACAUUCCAGCUCGAAUCAAGAGUCAGUAUGAGAAGUUGCAGCUACUCCAGUGCUGGGCAUCUGAGCAGCAGAUUGCAAGUUUUCUGUUUACUGGCCAUAUUCAGCAAGCAGCCAGUUUUAGCCAUCAGGCUAUGCAGGCAUUGUCUCAACAUCAAGUGGUCGAAUCUCUUAGAAUGUGGUUGUUUUAUGCUCGGGUUUUGUCUAGUGCCGAGAUAGGAAGUAAUCUCUCUGACUCUUUACAGCAGUUUUGCAACGUUGUUGCUAAAUCAAAGACAUCGUUAAUGUGGCCAUGGAAGGCUCUGGCACAUUUGUAUUUAUGUCUUGGAAAACCUGUGGCUGCUACUUUAUGUUUGCAACAGUGCAAACAGCUUGCACGUGGAAAUUGGGACCACAGUGAGGCAAUGUUGUCAUUCGUGUCAUGGCUGUCUACUGUCUUGUGUCUAGCAAAUCCUAAUGAUGAGGAAUGUGGUUGGGCAUCAGUAGCUAAUGAGACGAGUCUCAAAUUGCUCAAACUAUGUCAACGGAUAAUGUCAUCUAGUGAUUUGGCACAGUUGAUUCAGUCUAUUCUUCACAUGCAUGGCAAGAAUGCAAGAGCUGCUAGGCGACAUUUGGAGCAACUAAUGCUAAAACAAAAACAUGUUUCUCCUUUCAUUUUGCCUUGUGUUCAAUUUCAGUUGGGUAGGCUGGAGGCCAAAAAGUAGCUGUGAGCAGACACUUAACUGUAGCCUGCAGGCUGCCUUGUAGACUAAUCACCAUGCAAGUUUGAUAACAGAUUAGUACGUACUGUGAUAUAUGUAACUAACUGAUUUGUUGAGUAUAAAUGCCCCCUAGUACGUACAUUCAGUACAACAGUUUUGUA